This is a messenger RNA of Ilex paraguariensis (yerba mate), 642 nucleotides long. Lineage: Eukaryota; Viridiplantae; Streptophyta; Magnoliopsida; Aquifoliales; Aquifoliaceae. The record is from the annotation of a GenBank genome assembly.
AUGAGGAUAGGAAGGGACAGGAAGGGAAGUAAGGCCGAGGAGGUCCAAAAUAAAGAAGAGGAGUCUUGGAGGAGGGAAGUAAACAGUGAUGAUGUUAAAUGGGCUGGUUUUGAGCUUUGUGGCUGGGUUAACUUGCAAUGCCGUUGCAUACGCCAUAGGUUUGACUAUGGAGCCAUCAUCUUAUUAGAUGAACGCUUCCGUGAAGAAAGGAAUGUUGCGUGCAUUUCAAAGUGGUUGCGGAAAUCGAUUAGACAGUAUGACAGCUUUGACGAAUCACUAGAGGGAUUAAAGUCCUUUUUCAUAGAUGUCAAGGAACGGGUUAGCAAGACUGCUAAUAAUUUACAAAGUCCUUGUGUCAAUAUAGAAGAGAUUCCUUCUGUUGAUCCAAGCAAACCAAGAAAGAAAAACCAGAAAGCAAACAAGUCCAGUCUGUUUAGAGAGAAACUAGAACCAAACAGUAGCCCGACUAUUGAAAAACCUGGCCCAAUUUGUCACCCUCUACCUGUUGUCACAAAGUAUAAUUCCUCUUUUACUCAAACAGAUUCUGAAGUUCAAGCAUUGGUGUCAACAAAUGAGAAACAUAUUGGUGGCUGCGUAGAAUUCACGGGCCUAGAAUGUGAUUUCGAGAAACAAUCCAGGUAA